Messenger RNA from Trichoderma virens Gv29-8, 3117 nucleotides. RefSeq lists its product as uncharacterized. NCBI's taxonomy places the organism in Eukaryota, Fungi, Ascomycota, Sordariomycetes, Hypocreales, Hypocreaceae. The record is from RefSeq and is a predicted model, not a curated record. Gene Ontology annotation, biological process: chromatin remodeling. The transcript is spliced from 2 exons. Bases 1 to 3117 code for a protein of 1038 amino acids. Gene Ontology annotation, molecular function: histone methyltransferase activity; protein binding.
AUGCCGCUCCCAUCGACAGCAACGCCGUCGCGAGAUGGCCAUCGCCAGCCAGAAGCAGUGCAGACGCCCAAGGCUCAGACGGUCCCUGUGACGGAAUGGACCGUUCAGACACUUGCUAAUCAGCUCACAACCUUCAACCUGGAAGUUCGGAGGGACCACGCGCAGCUCGUCGCCCAUGCCAUUGAGUCUGCAAAGUGCAGAGAGUGGCGCACGCAUCAUGGCCUGGAUCUCUUUCGCGAGCUGGAGACGCAUCCCAAUCCGGAGAUCAAGGGCAAGCAAAUUAAAAUCAAAUUCAAGCACCACAACAAGAAUAAGAAGGAUCACAAGGACGUUCGCUACAACGUGAUUUGCAUCAAAACCAACAAGGACGCUGUUCCAUCUUACAGGUUCCACCAUGUGGAAAUCAAGAAGAACGUCUUGAUGCCCAACACCAUGCUAACAUUUGUUCCCCAUCUGCGCGAUCUUGAGGGCUCUGAAGAGGCCAAGUACAAUCUCUGGCUCAAAGAAUUGGAGGACAUUGAUCUCAAGUCGGGUUUCAAACCUAUGAACCGCGACGAAAAGUUUGUUGCCAUCAUCCAGGCCGAGCGCGCCGCGACUCUUUCGCUGUACCUGGAUAUGUGGCUCGAGAAGCUCAAUAUACCAUUCUGCAACAAAUCUACCCUGAUCAGCUACAUGGCAAGCCAGGCAUCGGAUGACGCCAUUACCCCCCAACAAAAGACGGAUAUUAUCAGAUCUCAAGGCGAUGGGAAGACCAUGACGCCAGAGGUACGCAGGGCGGCAGAGAUGUUUACUGCUGCAUUUCAGCUGGCAUUUAAGGAAAAUCAACCGCAGCUGAAGCAGGUUGAGUUGCGCAAGGUGCUGCUUCUCGACGAGUCUGUCGAUAGUGUCAUGGACAAUAAGCCGGCAGCCAAGGACGUCUCCAUCGUCCAGCAAGACAGCGAGGAUGAGGUUGUCGAGUCCAAUCUGGCCACAUAUUGCAUUUUGGGGUGUCUCAUUUGUUUCAGUCAUUCUUGUGAUCACGGCGAGUACGACCACCAAAAUUAUAAACGCACCUUUUCCUUGUCGUCCUGCGCGCCAUUGUCGGAUAUCUUGAAGAGGAAACGAACAGCGGCAGCAGGGGCUAGUAUGAUUUCUGACGUGCCUUGUCGGCGAAGGUGUUAUCGUCUUAAAAUCCCCCCCGACCCAAGUGAGGUGCUGAAACCGUGGACUGAAGAUGAGCGCACUCUCCUGCGGUCUCUAUAUAUUACGACUGAUUUCAGCAAAACUACCUUGGACCCCAUUUGUCUUGCGACUGAGUUCCUGAAUCGUAACUGCGAUGAGGUGCACGCGGAAUUUCAGUCCCUAAACAUUAACGUGUCUGAACCGGAACCCACGGAACCCAUGGAACCCACGGAACCCCCUCGACCGAAAAACAUAUGGUAUGAUCGGAAGCGGAAGAUGCUCCUCGGGGACUGGCAAGAUCAUACCAUUACUCACGAACAUCAGCGACGAGAAUUGCUCGAACCAUGCUCUCACGAUGGCCCAUGCGCUCCCAAAAUAUGCCCCUGUGUCGAUGCUAACGUUUUGUGCGAGAGAUUCUGUGGCUGCACAGACAAAAACUGCCACUACAAAUUCACAGGCUGUGCUUGUCAUUCUCAGGGCAAGACGUGUUUCUCCAAGCAAAAGGAAAAGCCAUGUAUAUGCGUGCAACUCAACCGCGAGUGUGAUCCGCAACUGUGCGGUUCAUGUGGCGCUUUUGAACGUGCAGAUCCGGCCAACGCUGAGGACGACUGGCUGCACUCUACAGGAUGCCAAAAUUGUGAUUUACAGCGUGGACGACACAAGACCCUCCUCCUCGGGCAAAGCCAACUUGAAGGGGUUGGUUAUGGGCUCUUCACUGCCGAGGACAUUGCUCAGGAUGAAUUCAUUGUCGAAUAUGUGGGAGAGCUGAUCACCCACGACGAGGGCGUCCGUCGGGAAGCCAGGCGUGGCGACGUGUUUGACGAAGAAUCCAAUAUAUCAUACGUAUUUACUCUGCUCGAAAACGAAGGCAUCUGGGUUGACGCCGCCAUCUACGGCAAUCUGAGUCGAUAUAUCAAUCACGCUUCGGAACAUGACACCAGAGGGUGCAACAUCACCCCGCGCAUUCUCUAUGUAAACGGUGAAUUCCGAAUCGAGUUUACCGCUCUCAGGGAUAUCAAAGCCGGAGAAGAGCUCUUCUUCAAUUACGGAGAAAACUUUCCCAAUCUUACUAAGAAACUGCUCGAUACUAAGUCUGGGGGGAAGUCAGACGGGUCUAGAAAGGCUGGCCGACCAAAGCGCGCCGAAACUGGUGAUCGAGUGGCACGCAAAGUGCCCAAGAUAGAGCACAAAAAGGUGGGAAGGCCAAAAUCGAAAAAGAAGAAGGAAACGACAGCGAGGACAACAACCACGACGGCAAGGACAACAACUACGACGACGACUACAACGACAACGACAACGAUGACGGAAGCAACGACAGUCUCGGAUGAAGAUUCUGCGGCUGUCCAGCAAAUGAUGGAAGAGGCUCAUGCUCGCAAGCGAAAGCGCCACACGCUGAUUGACUCAGAGGAGGAGGAAUACCACCCUCCCGGCACGGACGCAGUGCCGUUUGCAGCUGAAUCGGGCAUCGACUCCGAAGGGGGGGAACUUCUUGGUUCAAAGCGGCUUCGGAAAACAACGAGAUCACAGAGAGUCAAGGAACCCGAUACACCAACCCAGGCUGCGAAAGGAGAAGAGCCAAAACCGCGGGGCAAACGAGGAGGAGCCCGACCUGGCAGUGGGCGACCUAGAAAGCAUCCUCGAAUCAUCCAAAGGCCAAAAGAACCUUCCCAGCCUGUUCAGGUGGUUCAGCCUACUCAACCUGUUGAACAGUCUACUCAAGAAUCCCAGCUUGACGCAGAUGCCAACGUGCCAGCCCCCGUACAGCCUCCGUCAUCUGCACCGUCAACGCCGAAGCAGAACAGACCAAACCGCGGGCACGAACCUGAGGAUGCCAUUGAGAUUGAGGACAGCGAAGACGAGGAUGAUCAGGAUGACCAGGAUGACCAGGAUUUAGGCACCAGGAACAGAACGUCUAGGAAUAGACGGCUACCGGCGAAGUUUAGGGAGGAGGCAUAG